Messenger RNA from Prorocentrum cordatum, 366 nucleotides. The record is from the annotation of a GenBank genome assembly. NCBI's taxonomy places the organism in Eukaryota, Dinophyceae, Prorocentrales, Prorocentraceae.
AUGGCGACACGCUCUACGCGGGCGGCAACUCCACGGGCGGCGGUGGCAGAGCUACAGCAGUGUUCCUUCCUAUCCUGGAGCUCUGCAGGCAGCCGAGGUGCAGCCGACAGAAUCCCAGAGGCAGCAGGAUGCAAGCUCCUGGGCCGGCACCUAAUCAGCUAUGAGUCCAGCAGGCUCCUCAGCAGCGACCCAGCGGACAAGGCGGCGACGAAUGACGUCUUGGGCUCAAGAGCAUGGUGGCAGGACCAACCUGACAGAGCAUUAAGCCUGAGCAAAGCACCUGAACAGAGCUCCGACCAGUACCUCGGCCAGAGCCAGUUCAAUGUAACAGCGCCCUGUUCGUUGCUAGGCCGAGAAGGCCCUUAA